AUGUCAGAGGUAAUCAAUUUCGAUGGUUUAUAUGCGGCAGCUGCUGAGAACUGGGCUAGUCCCAUCGAUUCCUUCGCUGAAAUGUCAACAACUGUUGCAACAAAGAACUUUCUAAAGAAUUACGUCGUUUCUGUGUCAUCGUCGAAUUACAUUUCUCUCAGAAGUAUAGUUUUUUCCGUGGCCAUUUUAGUUGUAGUCGGAAUGCUGUUAACUUUAAAUGAUUCUGUUAAAUGCAUCUCCUUAUUUUGUUGGGCAUGCUUCAUCAAGCCAUUCCAUUCGAGGGGGUCCCACAGUACCUUUAAUCAACAGAAGAAUUUGGAAUUGUUUUACAAAAGUCAGGCAAAUAUCUACGAUAAGACUCGUGAGAUAUUGCUGAAAGGUAGACUUGAGGCUUUGAAACUAGCUUAUUCUCAUUUGGCAAAAGUCCAAUCAGAGAAUCGCACAAAUGAUAAAUUAGUUUGGGUUGAUAUCGGUGGUGGUACCGGAUUGAAUGUUGAAAAAAUGUCCACGAUUUGUUCACUGGAAGAAACUUUCGAGGCAAUUUAUCUGGUUGACUUAUCGCCCUCUUUGUGUGAGGUUGCUCAGAAAAGAGUAGAGCGAUUAAAUUGGAAAAAUGUAUAUGUUAUUUGUGCUGACGCCUGCGAUUUUCAACUUUUAAAUCAUGACAGUGCUGAUUUCAUUUCCUUUUCCUAUUCUUUAUCUAUGAUGCCACCUUACCAUGCGGUGAUUGACCAUGCCUACGAACUUCUAAAUGAGAACACAGGUAUCGUUUGCUCUGUUGACUUUGGUGUUCAGUCAUCUGCCCAUGCAACCAGUAGAGUCAAUAGUCUGGGAGGACUAACUAAUUAUCAUAUACCCUGGAUUCAAAGAACUUUCUGGAGAAUUUGGUUUGAAUGUGACAAAGUUUACCUGGAUCCCUCGAGAAGGGAGUAUUUGGAAUAUAGAUUUGGCACAGUGAAAUCUUUGAAUUUACGUAAUAAAACUUUGGGUAACAUACCUUACUAUAUUUGGUUGGGUGUUAACAAAGAGUUCCAUGAUUCCGUGAAUGAUAUGGUUCAAAGGCUUGAAGUGUCUUCAGAGAUCACAACGAAAGAGCUCGAGGUUGCCUCAAAAAACUUAAGCAAAGGAUUACCAUUCCCCUCCAUUUUUUAUCAAAAUGAGACUUGGAGAGUGUACUAUGACGAAUUGAACCCACAACAUGAGCAGUUCAAAAAUCAGUAUAUUUAUGCCUUCACUUGGGAAGAUCCGAGGGAAGACGCAAAAAUACUAAAUUUAACCCCGGAUGAUACUAUUUUGGCCAUUACAAGUGCGUGCGACAGUAUAUUGGCCUAUGCUUCGUUGCCAAAUCCCCCGAGAGAAAUUCAUGGUGUGGAUUUGAAUCCAUGUCAAGGACACUUGGCCGAACUCAAAUUGGCUUCAUUGCGUUGUUUAACACAUGAGGAGGUCUGGUCUUUAUUCGGUGAAGGCAAAAUCAAUAAUUUCAAAGAGAUUUUGACUACUAGGCUCGCGCCUCAUUUGUCUUCCAAUGCAUUUCAAUAUUGGCUGACUCAAGGACUUGAAAGUUUUGAUGGUAAAGGUCGUGGCUUAUAUGACACAGGUUCAACGAGGUGGGCAUUAAGGUUGGCUAAAUCCAUUUUUAAGCUGUUAGGCUUGACGAGUAAAGUUGAACAAUUAUGCAAGGCCCGCACCAUAAGAGAACAAGUAAUAAUCUGGCAAAAAUAUCUCAGACCUGCCCUUUUCAAUCCUAUUGUUGGAAAGCUGCUGGUUGGUAAUCCGCUAUUUUUAUGGAAGGCAUUGGGAGUUCCGAGUAAUCAGGCAAAGAUGAUGAAAACAUCCAUUUCUCAAUACAUAAUUGACACAAUUGAUCCAAUUGUUACCAAUUCCUUGAUUUCAACUGACAAUUAUUUCUACUACUUGACUCUCAUGGGAAGGUACUCAAGGGACAAUUGUCCUUCUUAUCUAACAAAGAAAGCGCACAAAACAUUCCAAGAUACGGACAAAUCUCCUUUAGAUAAUAUUAGGUUGCACACGGACUUUGUGAGUAACGUCCUGAGAGAUUUUUCAAACAAAACUCUCACCGUUGCCGUCAUUAUGGAUCAUAUGGAUUGGUUUGAUCCAAAAGGUGACGAUGCCAAAGAUGAAAUUAGUGCACUACUUGGUGCUUUGAAAAAAGGUGGAAGGGUGUUAUUAAGAUCGGCAGCACCUCAUCCUUGGUACAUCAAAACUUUUGAGCAGUUGGGAUUUACCUGCAAAGCAGCAGCUAUAAGAAAGUCAGGUCAAAGUAUCGAUAGAGUGAAUAUGUACGCUUCAACCUGGAUAUGUCAAAAAAAUUGA
Messenger RNA from Zygotorulaspora mrakii, 2334 nucleotides. Its product is annotated as class I SAM-dependent methyltransferase. Bases 1 to 2334 code for a protein of 777 amino acids. NCBI's taxonomy places the organism in Eukaryota, Fungi, Ascomycota, Saccharomycetes, Saccharomycetales, Saccharomycetaceae. The transcript has a single exon. The record is from RefSeq and is a predicted model, not a curated record.